AUGGCUUUCCGCGCUGCUGCUAGAAGGGUCGCUCUCGCCCGUCCCGCCGCGCCCGCUGCUCGUGCAUUCCACUCGACUCCCCGCGCUUUCGUCAAGGUUGGCGACGUCGUGCCUGAUGUGCCUGUUCUCGUCGAGAACUCUCCUGGAAACAAGAUCAGCUUGUCUGAAGAAUUUUCCAAGGUGAAGAACGGUCUCAUCAUCGGUGUCCCCGCCGCCUUCUCGCCUGCUUGCUCGGCGAGCCACAUCCCUUCGUACAUCAACCACCCCAAGCUCAAGGAAGCUGGAGCCGUGUUUGUUGUGUCUGUUAACGACCCCUUUGUGAUGAAGGCCUGGGGCGAGCAGCUGGACCCCGCAAACGAGACUGGCAUCCGUUUCUUGGGUGACCCGACUGCCGAGUUCACCAAGCUUUUGGACCUGGACUUCGACAGCACUGCCAUCUUCGGCAACACCCGUGGCAAGCGUUACACUCUGGUAAUUGAGGACGGCAAGGUCAAGGAGGCCCACGUCGAGCCCGACAACAUUGGCACCAAGGUUUCUUUGGCCGACAAGGUCCUGGGUUAA
Molecule: messenger RNA, 561 nt
Organism: Colletotrichum truncatum
Lineage: Eukaryota; Fungi; Ascomycota; Sordariomycetes; Glomerellales; Glomerellaceae
Product: TSA family protein
Biological process (GO): hydrogen peroxide catabolic process; cellular response to oxidative stress; cell redox homeostasis
Cellular component (GO): cytosol; peroxisome; mitochondrion
Molecular function (GO): thioredoxin peroxidase activity
Source: RefSeq, a predicted model, not a curated record